Molecule: messenger RNA, 921 nt
Organism: Naegleria lovaniensis
Lineage: Eukaryota; Heterolobosea; Eutetramitea; Acrasida; Naegleriidae
Exons: 1
Coding region: 1-921 (306 amino acids)
Source: RefSeq, a predicted model, not a curated record
AUGGUCAAAACAGACACCAUCAAACACACAUUUCCAGACACCGAUAUUGAAACCAUUCUUAGACAUACGUUUUUAAAUGAAGAUUUUCAAAUACGAUUUCUGAAACAUAAACAAGAGGUUUCUACUGUAAAUAUUUCAAGUGAUUGGAAGGGAUCAUCAUCGUCAUUCAAUAAGAACUCUCUUGCCAUCGGAACCACAUUCAAGAGAGAAACAAGUGCCGUUGUAGAUAAAAUUAAUGCUCCAUCAAUUUUAGGCAUUAAACGAGUGGACUUGUUAGUUACUGAAUCAUUAUUGAUGAAGAGUAAAACAGAAUGUCAUGUCGAAUGUGAUAUAGCAUUGGUGGGAGAAUCACCAAUGAAAGAAGCCUUUUCGAUAUCAUGUAUAUUUAAGUUUGAUCAAAAAACAGAAAAUAACUUCCAGAGUGUUGAAUUAACGAUUGAAAUGAAAGCGGAAUUCAAGAAGGAAAUUUGGGCAGUAACAGAUUUUGUUGAAAACGCAUUGAUCAAGAAUGAAAACAAAUUAUUUUGUAAAUGGAUAGAAAUGAGCUAUGAUGUCAUUCCGUGUGUUUGUGAUGGAAUGGAUAUUGAAAAUUCAUCACUCGAACAAGAUAGUGGAUCAUCAUCGAAGAGAGCACAGACACCAACGACAAAGAAACCCAGUGUUUUCAUGUCACUCAAGAAUCUCUUGAAGAAGAAAAAGAAAGAAGGAACCCAAAAUGAAACAGAGAAGAAGGCAGAAAUAUUUAUUAAACAUGUAGGAUAUGAGGAAGCUAUCAAGAAGACCAAAGAGAAGCAUCAAGAAAUGUUUGGAAUGUUGGCACAAAAGCAAGAGAAUGCCUAUUUCAUUAUCUUUUUCAGCGUGAUUGGCAUUAUUAUUGGACUGUUUUUGUUCACAAGUUUAUCUUCCUUGUUGAAGAAUUAA